GAAGUUGGACAUUGAGGGUUUCAGGGAAGCAAGUCAGUCUUCUGAAGCAAAUAAAUCUUGACAAGUAUUUUGACAUAAGAUCCCAACAAAUUUGCUCUUAAUAUGCGAAAAAAACAGCAAAAAGUCGUCAAAACAAGUCGACCAAAAACCUUCCUCAGCGUGGGCUAGAGGAGGAACAACAAAACACAGAGUUUCCAAGGAAACCACGUUUUUAGCAUCGAAGCUAUUGUCAAUUCCGCGGAUUGCCCGCGGAUAAUCCCCGGGGACUACUCUCGACUCAGUCUGAAUGUGAUUUUCAAAAUGGACGACGCUGCUCUCUGCAAAUAUGCAGAUUAAUAUCGAAUUUUAUUGUCACGUACCAAAAGUGCAGAACAGGAGUGAAAGAACCAGUAAAUAAUUUAAAGGCGACUUGUCCUUUCUGCAAAAGCUCCGGGAUUAAGCGUUGAUCGUUUUUUUCUCAUGGAUGUAAAGAACGGAGUCUGAACUUUGAUUGUGCAACAAAGCGGGAAAUAGUUAGUUUACGAAAAGACAUUUCAAAAUAGUGGAUAUUAUCUUGCUCAUGAAAGAAUUAAAGUAUGCAGAAACUAUGGAAAGAGUUUAUGAUUUCUGGAGCGUUUAUCCUUAUGUUAUACUUUCUGCAUGCUGAUGCUGCAAGCAGCUGUUCACCAGGGAAAUUCUACCACACCAGUAAUGGAACUUGGGCAUGCUAUGAUUGUCCACCUGGACACUACUGUCCAGGUGACAAAAACACCUCUGUCCCAUGUCCCCUUGGCUACUAUAACAACCUGACUAACCAAGCAGAUUUGGCAGCAUGCAAGCCAUGCCCUGCGGGAUUUUAUUGUCCAAACAGAGGGGAGCUUCCAAAACAGUGUCCUCUUGGUUUUUAUUCAAACAUCACUGGUAGCACUACCUGUUUUAUAUGCCCUGAAGGAUUCAGUUGUGAAAUAGCAUCAUCAAAGCCAGCUGCCUGCCCCACUGGCUAUUAUAGUGCAGCUGGUAACAUUACUUGUACUCCAUGCCCUGCUGGUCAUAAAUGUGUCAAUGGUGCCUCACCAUCUCAAUGUGCCAUAGGCGAAUAUGCUACUUUUGCAAGUGGGGUUUGUGCAGAGUGCCCUUUAGGGCAUAAAUGCCCAACUCUUGGGAAUGUAUCCCCAGAACCCUGUCCAGAUGGAUAUUAUGCAAGUGCGACACGCCAAAGUAGCUGUGCUAUUUGUGAAGCAGGAAGAUCAUGUGCCACCAAAACUAACAGCACCGAAUGCCCAAGAGGGUAUUAUAGCCCUCAAGGAGCAAUGAUUUGUUCAAUGUGUGGGGCAGGAAAUUACAGUUUGGCAGGGGCAGCAGUAUGCCUACCAUGUCCAAAUGGUAUGUCCUGUCACGAUCCUGCCCAAGAUCCAGUUCCAUGCACAAAAGGAUAUUACUCUUCAAGUGGCAUAGCAACAUGUCAAAUAUGCAGCACCGGGCUUCAUGGAUUUGACAAUGGGACAGGAUGUGAGCCAUGUGCAGCAGGGUAUUAUUGCCCUAGCCCAAGCCUUCCAAUGAUCAAGUGCCCUCUUGGAACGUAUUCUCUUGGUGGAUUUGUAACAAAUUGCACAGCAUGUCCUGCUGGUUAUUCCUGCCCACAACCAACGUCUCCUCCUGCAAAAUGCAGUGGAGCGACGUAUGCUCCGGAAUACAGCACCGAAUGUCUCAAAUGUCCAGCUGGGUUCAGCUGCUUGAACAAUACGAUGAAAGAGCCAUGCCCAUACAGCGUAGCUUCUGGAUUUUAUUACAGCACAGAUGCAAUGCAAACAUGUUCGGUGUGCCCAGAAAAAAGAUCAGGCCAGGUCUGUGAAUCCAGCUCAAAACCGCCCAUUACCUGUCAGACCGGACAAAUCCCAAGCUCCAACGGAACCGGUUGCCUGCUAUGCCGUGCCGGGUACUAUUGUUCAUCACCGACAGCGGAUGAAUUGGCAUGCAGUCCUGGACAAUACUCAAAACCUGGAGCUACAGCAUGUAUUCCUUGUCCUGUCGGAAACAAAUGCCCAACAACCUCCAGCUAUCCACAAGCAUGUCCUGCUGGACAGUAUCAAAAUACCGGAUCGCAAUUGACUUGUCUUACAUGCCCGGGUGGUUAUAAAUGUCCGGAUCCUACUGCGGCACCGCAGCCAUGCGCAGCAGGGGAAAUCAGUGGACCAGGAGUAACCAAAUGCAUUCAAUGUCCAGCCGGGUUUGCGUGUCCGAAUAUUUCAAAUCCGGCUCAGAAUAUUGCCUGUCAAAAUGGAACAUACUCUAUUGCCGGUAAUAUGAUUUGCACCCCAUGUGUGGCUGGAAAAUAUUGCCCAUAUACAACUAUUGAUAUCGAGAUUGACUGUCCUCCGGGUACAUACUCCUCCGCAUCAGCCAGUAGCUGUACGAGCUGCCCCGCAGGAAAAGAGUGUACAUCUGCCACUGCAACUCCAGUGAACUGUCCGCCAGGAGAAUUCAGCACCGGGGGUCAAGCCCAGUGCACGAUUUGUUCGAAAGGCAACGCCUGUCCGAAUACAACCACAGAUGAAAUGAUAAAAUGUGACCCCGGGUUCUAUGCAACACAAGGUCGAACACAAUGUACAGCGUGCAGGGCUGGAUUUUAUUGCCCAAAAACUGAUGCGCUUGAGGAGUUUGCCUGUUCAGAGGGGACUUUCUCGUUGGCAAAUUCAACAAAAUGUACUCCUUGUCCCCCUGGAUAUGAAUGCCCUGACAAGAAUACAGAUACAAUGACUGCAUGCAAGAAUGGCACAUAUUCUCUCGGCAGUCAGAUAAAAUGCACAGAGUGUCAGCCUGGAUUUAGGUGCCCAUUGACAACAAGUGGACCAAUUCAAUGCCAUCCUGGUCAAUUUUCAGUCAUAAACUCCGUGACCUGUCAGACAUGCAAGGCAGGUUUUCAGUGUAGCAACCCCGCAGAUCCUGUGGAAUGUAUGGCUGGAUACUACUCGCAACCUGGUUGGGCUGCUUGCAAACUUUGUGACACCGGGUACACUUGCGCUGCCGGAUCAAACUCUUCGACGCCUUCAUCAGGGCAAUGCAAAGCUGGUGGAUGGUGUGAUGGUAAACUGUUUUAUCCUUGCCCGGCCGGAACAUACAACUUAUUCACAGGAUCAAAAGCACCGUCAGAUUGCGUCAAAUGCCCAUCCGGUUACUAUUGCACUGGCCCUGGUGUAAUCAACUACAAUACAUCUAUAUGCCCGGCAGGUCAUUAUUGUCCCGAGGCAACAAAAUUUGCUCGCGAAUUUCCCUGUCCCGCAGGAAAAUACGGCCCGAACACAACGGAAACAUCUGAGUCUGACGCAUGUGUAGUGUGUGCACCCGGCUACUACUGCCCCCAAGGCACUGCUGGUCUUACUAACCUCUGCCCGCCCGGCUACUUUUGUCCGGUUGGAACUGGCGCAGGUACUAGAUUUGCCUGUCCGCUGGGUACCUAUUCCAGUCUAAGUGGACUCGUGAAUGCUUCACAAUGUAUUGAUUGCCCUGUCGGCCACUACUGUCCGGAUGGUACAAAUGGACAAGCAUCUGUAGCUCCGUUACCCUGUCCACCUGGUUCCUAUAAUCCAUAUACUAAAGGCGGACAUGUCCUCAAUUGCAGACCUUGCUCGGCCGGUUUCUCUUGCCCACGAGCUGGUCAAAAUGCUUCCACUGAUCCUUGCAUGGAAGGCUAUUACUGUCCUAAUGGUACAAUAACAAAUACUCAAUUUCCCUGCCCUCCUGGAUCAUAUACCAAUAGUACAAGCUUAACAAGACCGGAGGAAUGUACACCAUGCCCACCUGGAUUUUCGUGUGGCUGGGCAACCGGGUUUCCCACAAGCCCGUGGCAACCAUGUCAGCAAGGUCAUUUUUGUCCGGAAAGUACACCAUCACCAACUAAAUUUCCAUGUCCUCCUGGCACAUUCACUAAUAGCUCAAGUCUCUACAUGGAGAGCCAAUGUACAGACUGCUAUCAGACGUACUAUUGCCCCGGGGGUGAAGCAGCGCCUAGAGAUUUAUGUCCACCAGGAUUCUACUGCCCAACAAAGACCCGGUUAGCAACUGAGUUUCCAUGCCCGAACAGGACAUAUAAUCCUGACUGGGGUCUUUUCAACCAGUCACAAUGCAAGACAUGUACUCAAGGACAUUUCUGUGAAAAAGGAACCGUCACACCAUACGAGUGCCCCAUAGGCACAUACAUGCCAUAUGGGUACAACAGCACGUCUGGCUCAAGUGUUGGCACAGCUGCAGGGUACCAGGCAGAUUGUUUGUCAUGCACAGCUGGGUUUUAUUGUCUCAAUGCUACAGUAACCCCUUUCAAAUGCGGCAAAGGAUUCUACACGAAGGCUGGCCAGUCAGUUUGUCAGCGUUGCCCGCCCGGAUAUUAUUGUGACAAUGAAACAACUGCAGACUUUGAUAUGUACGCGAACAAGAAAUGCACUGCAGGGAAGUAUUGUGGAGGAGGAUUGAAAGAUCUAGGCGAAGCGACCAAUUGCAGCACUGCUCACUAUUGUCCGGCAGCAACCCCUGUUGAGAUACCUUGCCCAGUGGGUACAUACAAUUCGGAUGAAAAUGGGCCAAGUAUUGCUGCCUGUAAGCCAUGCACGGCUGGCUACUACUGCUUGGAAAAGACCGUCACUCCAACCCUACAGUGUGACAAAGGCUAUUAUUGUCCCACCAACAUAACGGAUGGUGUCUCUGCAUUAAUUAUCGGCUCAUACGGGCCUCAGCAAAUGCCCUGCCCAAAAACAACAUACACUGAUGUCUAUGGUACGCAAAAUGUUGGCUCCUGUAAAACAUGCACCAUUGGAAAUUACUGCAGAGAGGGAACUGCCACGCCCACUGUUUGUCCACGAGGCUACUACUGCCCAGCAAAUAUUUCGGAUCCACAGCCUUGUCCGAUCGGAACAUAUGGCCACGAAACUGGAUUGCAUUACAGAGAGAAUUGUACACAAUGUGAUAAGGGAUGGUACUGUGAUGCUCAAGGGCUUCCCAACCCAAGAGCUCAAUGUGACCCGGGCUACGUUUGUACCGGAGGUGCCUACACGAGCACCCCUACCGACGGGACAACCGGAAACAUUUGCCCAGCUGGAGGAUAUUGUACAACGGGAAGCUGGGUAUCGAAACCAUGUCCCCCUGGAACAUACAGCAAUACGUCUGGUGCCACCAACGAUAAGGACUGUCGCACAUGUGAUCCGGGCUACUACUGUAUGAAAGCUAGUGGCCCUAGUCCGGAAGGUCCUUGCUGGGCAGGUUUUUAUUGCAGUUCAGGAUCAGACCGACCGAACCAAACUGAAGCCGACGCUGGAUUUUAUGCACCGGUUGGAUCAUCAUCGCAACGUCCUUGCCAGGUCGGAACAUAUCAGCCAUUUAAACGUGGUGGGAGCUGUCUCCCAUGUAGACCUGGACAUUAUUGUGACACAACACAGUUAACCACAACUAAGACCUGUCGUGCUGGAUAUUAUUGUCCUGAAGGAAGUGAAGUGGAGAUAGCUUGCCCGGUCGGAACAUACAAUAACUUCACUGUGCAGAAUUUGUCAUCUGCUUGUCUUCCAUGUCCAAAAGGAAAGUUCUGUAGUCCCUCAGCCCAAACAUACCCAACAGGUAAUUGUGACGCUGGUCACAUCUGCUUUGGCUCUGCAACGUAUGCCACCCCAACAGACGGUGUUUCCUGGGGGAGACUUUGUUUACCAGGCUAUUAUUGUCCUGCUGGAACUACGUACGAAAGACCAUGUCCAGAGGGUACCUAUCUGGGGACAUCUGGGGGUAAAGCCGAAGCUGACUGUCAUCUUUGUGACGAAGGGAAGUAUUGCUCUGGCACCAAUAACACUGCACCUACCGCCGACUGUUCUGCAGGGUAUUAUUGCAAGAGAGGUAACCGAAUGCCAAAUCCGAAUAAUGCAACAGUUGGUGGACCAUGUUACAAGGGCCAUCGCUGUCCACAGAGGACUACUAAUCCGAUUCCCUGCGACAUUGGUUAUUACACAAAUGAAACUGGAAAGUCGACUUGUGACAUCUGUCCUGCUGGCUUUGAGUGUGCAUCCGGGUCGGUUACCCCAAUGCCUUGCACGCAAGGGUAUUUUUGUCACAUAGGCAAUGAUGCAAAGUCUCUGGGGUUGAAGCAGCCAUGUCCUGUAGGAACAUUUGGUGCAACACCAGGCUUGUCCCUAGAGUCGCAGUGCAGUAAAUGCUCCGGGGGUAAAUACUGUGACGGUAUUACCAAAAAUAGUGUUACUGGACCAUGCGAUGCCGGAUACUUUUGCAGGGAAAGUGCAAUUAGCAUUCGUCCAGCUGAAGAUACUCAGAAUCCUAAACGAUUUGGUGCUUGUCCGUCUGGUGGCUACUACUGCGUCCAAGGCUCCGUGAGCCCAACGCCAUGUCCGCCAGGCACCUAUGCACCUGGUGGAAAGUUCAAGCUAACUAAAGAAGGUGAUUGCGAUCUAUGCUUAGCCGGGUCCUACUGUGCUGCUGGCAACCAAACAGUCGUGUCCGGUCCUUGUUCUGCAGGCUACUAUUGUAACAAAGGCUCCCCAGACAAGGCUCCUACCAACAUAACAUAUGGUGGAAUUUGUCCGCCGGGAACACACUGUCCGCUAGGAUCCAGCUGGCCAAUACCAUGUGCAGCUGGUACUUACAAUAACAUUUCAGGCCAGGCAAGUUGCUCUACCUGUCCAAAAGGAUUUUACUGUCCUGCUAAUUCUACAUAUCCUAUUGAUUGUCCAUCCGGCUACUGGUGUGAGCAAGGUGCCACUGUUGCUGAUACGAACCCGUGUCCAGCCGGCUACUUCAACAACCUUACUCGAAGAUGGCAUAGAAGUCACUGCCAAGGAUGUACUCCAGGAUAUUACUGUGAACUGCAAGGUUUAAGUGCAGUCACUGGAAUGUGUGACCCUGGCUACUUUUGUUCAAAUGCAUCAAUCGCUGCCCGACCAGGAUCCCUCAGCCAAGGUGGUGGUCAUUGUCCACUUGGAUCUUAUUGUCCCCAGGGCAGUCCACAACCUUUGAUUUGCAAACCAGGACAGUACUGUCCAAACCAAGGUCUCGCUUUACCACUUGCAAAUUGUUCCGAGGGCUAUUAUUGUCUUGCUGGUGCGUCAUCGCCGAAUCCCACAGAUGGUGUCACCGGUAACAUAUGCCCGGCUGGUACCUACUGCCCGGCUGGAAGUCACAAUUACACCUUAUGUCCUCCAGGAACAUUCUCAAAUAGAACCGGAAACACUAAUCUUACUAACUGCCUGAGUUGCACAGAAGGAUCUUACUGCAUGGGCUGGGGCAAUACUGUACCCACAGCUAAAUGUAGCGCUGGAUUUUAUUGUCCGUACGGACAGAGCCGUCCAGAUCCACCAUCAUUUGACUGUUGGAAAGCAUACUAUUGUGAAUCAGGGGCUACAAGCCCACAACCAUGUCCAUCUGGGACGUACCAGAAUGAGGUCCAGAAAUCAACUUGCAAGACGUGCCCCCCUGGCUAUUACUGCGAUGCAUCUGUCUCUCCACUGGUCUCAUACAACGCCUCUGUCUGCCCGAGUGGUCACUUUUGUCCUGCGGGUACCAAGUUUGCAAACGAGUUCAAAUGCCCGCGAGGAACAUUUAACAACGUGACUGGAAUAUCCCUUGCCACUCAGUGUACACCUUGCCCUGGGAAGUAUUAUUGUGAUUAUGAGGGACAAAUAUGGUACACUAAGCUGUGCAGUCCAGGCUACUACUGUCGAAGCGGGGCUUUUGUAUCAACCCCAGAGAUGAUAACACCCGUUGGAGUUGACCACUUCAGGAAUAUGACAAAUUGCACAUGUCCAACAUGCGAGUGUCCUGCUGGCUCUUUCAAUUUUACAAAUGGAGGACCAUGUCCCAAAGGAUUCUACUGCCCACUAGGGACAGACGAGCCAAUCCCGUGCCCACGUGGCACUUACAGUGACAAGUUGAAACUACAGUCCGAGAGCCAGUGCUACAAUUGCACCGCAGGACAAUUUUGUGGGGAAAUGAACCUGACAAAGCCAAGUGGUCCAUGCUGGGCCGGAUAUUACUGUCCUACUGGAGCUGCUAGAGGUGACUGGAUGUCUUGCCCGGAGGGUCAAUAUUGUGAUGUUGGAACCAUUUUGCCUGUAAACUGUCCGAAUGGGACUUACAGAAAUACAACCAAUGGAAAGAAUCUCACUGAUUGCUGGUCCUGCCCUGGUGGAAAAUACUGUGCCACACCCGGUCUUAGUACCCCCACAGGGGAUUGUGCUCCAGGAUACUACUGUCCAGUGGGUAGCUCCAUGCGAGAGCCCCCUGCGAAUAUUUGCCCUGUUGGACACUACUGUCCUGGCGGUACCGCUGCUGCAAAACCCUGCCCAAGUAACAUGAUGGCCAAUUACACAGGGGCACACCAAUGUCAACCAUGUCCUGCUGGAUUCUACUGUUUGGUUUCUGGCGUGCCACUGCCGUGUACGAAAGGUUUUUACUGUCCCGCAGGCACCGGACAUGAUUUGCGUGCUUGCCCUCGUGGAACUAUUGGGGUCCAGAAACAGUAUAGCAAGUUACAAGACUGCCAACCCUGCCCCGCGGGAAAGUAUUGCUCAUUAGAACAUGCUACUAAUUACACUGGGCCGUGUAACGCAGGGCAUUGGUGUUUGUAUGGAAUAGACAGAGCGAAUCCCAUUGGUGUUAACAUUACUGCUUGCAAUGCUACUUACAACGAAACAUGUCCAUUUUAUUACGAUGGAAGAGAAACAGGAAAAGGUGGCAAGUGUCCGGUUGGUCAUUUUUGCCCUGUUGGAACCACUUUACCAAAGGGUUGUGCACCAGGGACAUAUUCUCCAAUCGAAGGUUUAUCGGUUUGUUACCCUUGUAUGGAAGGUUAUUAUUGCCCAUAUGAGAACAUGACGGACUACCACAGCUAUCCUUGUCCUCAAGGACACUACUGCCCCAAUGGAACCAAAACAGCCACAGAAUUUCCAUGUUUGAAAGGAACAUACAACGAUCAAAACAAAAGAAUUAGCAUUAGUGACUGCAUCAGCUGCCAACCAGGCAAAUAUUGUCCGUCAACAGGAUUACCAAGCGCUAAUAAGACCUGUGCUGCACGGUACUUCUGUCGAAGAAAUGCCACAUCGGGAACUCCCAACCAAGGCACUGAUGCAAAUAUUUGUCCGCAAGGUCAUUACUGCCCGGAAGGUACCGGCGAACCUGAGAAUUGUCCGGCUGGAACAUUUAGCAAUCAAACAGGCCUAAUGUUAGUUUCGGAAUGCGUUAACUGCACUGCUGGAGAAUACUGUGGAUCAGCCGGUUUAAACAGGACGAGUGGACCGUGUGAAAUUGGCCAUUACUGCCCAGAAGGAUCAUCAAGUUCCCGUCAAAUACCUUGUGGCCCUGGAACCUUUUGCCCUGCUGGGUCUCGCGAAGAAACCCUAUGUGAACCAGGCACAUUUCAGCCCAAUUCCACAAGAUGGCUUAAAUCUCAGUGCCAGACGUGUACCCCAGGAUUUUACUGUGAAACAUCAGGACUUGGUCAAGUUACCAAUCCGUGUCAAAAUGGCUCUUACUGUCCUGCUGGUUCAAAGGUACCCGCACCAAUCACUUGUCCCAAAGGUUUCCAUUGUCCAACUGGAAGUGCUAUACCUCAACCUUGUCAAAAUGGAUAUUAUACAAACUUCACUGGUGCCUCUUCGUGUCUCAUCUGCCCAAACAGCUUCUACUGCCUCCCUCUGAAUUUCACUGGUGGCAAUGUCACAGUUGUGGGUUAUCACGAUUGUCCGCGUGGCUAUUACUGUCCGGCUGGUACAGGAUCUGACUGGAAAAAAUGUCCACCUGGCACAUACAGUAAUGAAACGAGACUUCAUGAUGUCAGUCAAUGCAAGAGCUGCGACCCUGGACAGUAUUGUGAUGGCAUUAUACUUGUUCAACCGAAUGGUCCAUGCUCAGCCGGAUACUACUGUAAAAUAGGGGUAUCAUUGUCGCAGCCCUACGUUUCAAGUUACAAUCUUACGAAUGACACUUGUCCAUAUGGAUCCCUUCUUGGUCAGACGUUCAAAGGCAUUGGGGAUAUUUGCCCGUCAGGACAUUAUUGCCCGGAAGGUUCUUCGAGUCCGAUACCAUGUCAGCCUGGAUCUUACAACAAUAAGACCGGUCAAAGUAUAUGCGUGACGUGCCCAGCUGGCUACUACUGCCCAGAAACAACAGUCGGCUUUUUACCCAACGUCUGUCCAAGUGGUUAUUACUGUCCAGCUAACACAACACAGCCGAACCAGUACCCUUGUCCACCAGGCACCUACAAUAGUCAAAAUGGACAGAAGAAUGCAAGUUCAUGCAGGGCCUGCCCUCAAGGACAGUACUGUGAAAACUAUGGUUUGUCUUGGCCGAGUGGAUAUUGCAGCUCCGGCUGGUACUGCAAUGGCAGUGCGACGACCAACAAGACACUUACUCACGGCGGCAGAUGCUUGGCUGGCUACUAUUGUCCAACUGGCUCGGCACAACCAUUACCUUGUCCACGUGGGCAGUACUGUGCUUCAAAUGAGCUGGCCAGUCCGACCGGAAAUUGUUCGGCAGGUUAUUAUUGCAAUCUUCGCUCACAAGUACCAAACCCGGUGGGAAUAAGUGAAGGAGACGAAUGCCCAAGAGGGUAUUACUGUCCAGAGGGCACUGUUUCUGCUAUCCCUUGCAAUCCUGGUUACUUCUUGGACAGCAAACUUGCCAAAAAUGUAUCGUUUUGCAAGAUCUGCACCCCAGGGAAGUAUUGCAAUGGCAGUGGUUUGCCGACGCCAUCAGGCAACUGCAGUCCUGGCUAUUACUGUCCGGCUGGUCAAGUAUCUCAAACUGCUGUUGCUUGCCCUGUAGGGCACUAUUGUGUUGGGGGAAAGGGUCAUCCUGAAGCAUGUCCUUCUGGCGCCUAUCAAAACCAAUUGGCACAGUCCGGUUGUAAAACAUGUCCGGAACAAUACUACUGCAAUGCUACGUUUGGGCCGGUGGUCAACUACACGCAUUACAUCUGCCCCUCAGGGUAUUUCUGCCCAGCUGGAACGAAGUUUAGCACAGAAAACCCAUGUGACCUUGGAACUUUCAAUAAUGUAACAGGAAUUGCGAAUCAAUCAGAAUGUGCAAGCUGUCUCGGUGGCUAUUACUGCGGACAAAAAGGACUUUCCUACCCAAAUACCCUUUGUGAUGCUGGCUAUUUUUGCAAAUCAGGGGCAAAAACAUCGACGCCCAUGGAAGGGGCAAAUGCAUACGUAUGUCCACUUGGUCACUAUUGUCUGGUUGGAACUGCUGAACCAAAGAAGUGUCCGAUAGGUAGCCUUGGGUUAUCAACCGGACUCACAAUGGAAAGUCAAUGCACCUUGUGCUUUGGUGGAAGGUAUUGUGACAUACCAGGCAAGUACAAUGACUCUGGACCGUGCCAACAAGGUUUCUACUGCCCGAAUGGUUCCAAGAGUGCCCAGGAAAUUGUAUGCCCUGCUGGAAGAUACUGUCCCCAAGGAAGUGCAACACCUAUGCUGUGCCCAAGGGGUACAUUCAGCAACAAUACUCAGUUGUGGAGAGAAGAUCAAUGUGUUAACUGUACAACUGGAUCUUACUGUGCUGAAAAUGGUUUGACUGAGCCAAGUGGUCCAUGUCGCCAGGGUUAUUAUUGCCCGAUUGGAUCAAAAGUCGAUAAUCCGGUCGAUUGCCCUGUUGGCCUGCAUUGCCCUACUGGAAGCAAAACCCCCAAGCAAUGCUCGCCGGGUUACUUCACAAACACCACAAGGAACUUUGUAUGCAGCCCUUGUCCAGCUGGAUUCUACUGUGUUCCAAUCAACACAAGUGUAACACCCUACCCAGGUAUUGCUGCGUGCCCAAGAGGAUACUACUGCCCUGAAAUGACCGGACUGAACUGGCUACCCUGUCCAAGGGGAACUUACAGCAACAACACCGGGUUAUCAACAUCAAACCAGUGCUUGGACUGUCCUGGAGGUAAAUUCUGUGCGGCUCUGAAUGCCCUAGAGGCAAGUGGCUAUUGUGAUGGCGGCUAUUAUUGUGAGUCUGGGGUUGAUCGAAGGGAUCCUAUUUACUCAAACGGAUCCGUGACUGUCAAUAAUUGCACAAGAGGAGUCCAUACAGGCUUUGGCGGCGUGUGUCCUCCUGGCAGAUAUUGCCCUGUCGGCUCUGUAAGGCCUUUGGGCUGCCCACCGGGAAGCUACCAAGACGAGACAGGCAAAACCUACUGCAAAGCAUGCCCUGCUGGUUACUACUGCUACGAAAACACCACACUGUACAGCCCAUAUAGAUGUCCACAAGGCCAUUACUGCCCGCUGAACACAACAGAUCCCUACCAGUACAAAUGCUGGCCUGGCACAUAUAACCCAUACACAACUCAGACAAAUUCAUCAGCAUGUUUACCUUGUGAUCCCGGAAAAUACUGCGAUGGCUAUGGUUUAGCGAGCGUCACUGCAGACUGCUAUGGGGGAUAUUACUGUCCGAGCGGUGCUAGAAAUGCUACCAUGAUAAAGUGUUCCAUUGGUCAUUUCUGUCCAAAUGGCUCUUCUAGUCAACAGCCAUGCCCAGGGGGGAAGUACUGUGCUCACGAUGGGCAAUCUUCUCCAACCUACGAGUGUGCAGGCGGUUACUACUGCACUUUGAGAUCCAGCUCUGCCACACCCACUGAUGGUACCACUGGAAACAUUUGCCCCCGUGGAAAGUACUGCCCAUUAGGAACUGAAGUGCCCAAGAGCUGUCCGCUCGGGACUUUCCUCAAUUCAACAGGCAAUGUAAAUAUUUCCGAUUGUCAACCAUGCACUCCUGGCUGGUUCUGCGGAGGAAUGGGUCUUCCUGUCCCUACAAACAAAUGCAACCAAGGCUAUUACUGCAUUUCAAAAGCUAACAAUGCCACCCAAUACCAAUGUCCCCCUGGAUACCACUGCCCCGCUGGCAGUGCUGAUAAGCAACCAUGUCCGUCUGGUACCUACCAAAACGAAUGGGCCAAGUGGACCUGCAAGACGUGCCCCACUGGUUAUUAUUGCAACGCUACCUUUGGUCCAGUGUCUCUUUUUGGUUCAUAUGAAUGUCCUAUGGGCUUUUACUGCCCGCCUGGUACUAAAUUUUCAACUGAGUACCCAUGUGGCUUGGGCACUUUCCUAAAUAGAACGAAAGGCGAAUCAGAUGCAGACUGUAUUCCUUGCAUCGGCCAGUUUGUGUGUGACAGCACAGGUCUGGCCAGCCCAUGGAGAUUGUGUAGCAGUGGAUAUUACUGUCGCCGGGGAGUCAAUUCAACGACUCCGAGGGCUGGAACCGAUGGGGACCGUUGUCCACCUGGUCAUUACUGCCCCCAAGGAACUGAUGAACCAAUCGAGUGUCCUGUUGGCACAUUCAGACCAGGCUAUCUUGGCAAAAGAGUUGAAGACUGCCACAAUUGCACAGGUGGAAAAUUUUGUAACAUUACUGGCCUUGUUCAACCGGCCGGUGAUUGUGAUGCAGGCUAUUACUGCCCGAUAGGCGCCUCCUCCCGGACUCAGAUCAUCUGUCCACCCGGACAUUUUUGUGUACAAGGCUCUGAAUAUCCACAAGAGUGUCCGAAUGGUACCGCCUCAAAUGGAACCGGCCUUGCUGCUUCGAACGAUUGUCCCAAGUGUCAAAAAGGGUAUUAUUGCGCUACAACUAAACUAACGACGCCAACCGGUCCGUGCGCAGCUGGUUAUUAUUGUCCAACCGGCAGCAGUAGCGACAAGGCCGUUGUCUGCCCCUCUGCUAUGCACUGUCCUCUGGGUAGCGCCGAACCACAAAACUGCCCUGAUGGAAACUACACAGGCUGGCCGAUGGCGAGUUCUUGCGCAACUUGCCCAGCUGGCUACUACUGUAUCUCGAAACAUGUCAUUCCAGGCCAAAACGAAUCCGGUAUCUUCCCGUGUCCUAAAGGAUUCUACUGCCCGGCUGGUACUGGAAACAACUGGAGACCGUGUCCAUUGGGAACAUACAGCAACAACCUGAAUUUGAAGGAGGAACGUGAAUGUACGCCAUGUGAUCCAGGAAAGUUCUGUGCCAGUUGGAAUAUGACGACCGUAAGUGGAGACUGUGAUCCGGGCUAUUAUUGUGUGUCCGGAUCGCAUACAGCUACCCCACAGCUGACCAACCUUACGCACUGUCCAGCCACGUUUAGUCAUUUGAGUAUUGGAGGAAAAUGUCCAUCAGGGAACUACUGUCCGAUCGGAAGUAAAUCAUAUCAUGCUUGCCUUCAUGGAACUUAUGCCGAUGUGGAAGGCCUAAGUGCAUGCCUUACCUGCCCACCUGGUUAUUUCUGCCUCAACGAAACAUCAAACUACCUUGUUAAUAGCUGCCCGAAAGGACACUACUGUCCUGCUGGAACGAAAGAGCCAUACCAAUUCAAAUGUGCUCCUGGAACUUUUAAUGAUAAGGUUGGAAUGCAGAAUGACAGUGCUUGUCUCCCUUGCGAAGGUGGAAAGUAUUGCGAAGGAUUUGGGAAUUCCAGGCCCACAAACAGUUGUGAUCCUGGGUGGUACUGCCCUUCAAAAGCAGACAAUGCCCGGUUUAGGCAAUGUCAGCCCCGGUUCUAUUGUCCCACAGGAUCAGCUCAGAUGCAGCCAUGUUUGUCUGGCAUGUUUUGUGACACUCCUGAGUUAGCAUACCCCAGAGACCAAUGUGAUGCAGGCUACUACUGCCCUAAUGGCUCGAUAUCUAGGACUGAAGUAGAUUGUCCACGUGGCUAUUUUUGUGGCAAAGGCACGUCGGCGCCAAAAGCAUGCCAACCCGGCACGUAUCAGCCAAUUUUGCGUGCACAUAAUGCUAGUCAAUGUGUGAACUGCACGGCCGGUUUCUACUGUAAUAACACUGCAUUAUCAAGCCCAGAUGGGCAAUGUGGGAAUGGCUAUUACUGUCCUUCCAGACAGAGUCUUCAAUAUCCUCCAGCAUUUAUCUGCCCAAAAGGUCAUUAUUGUCAAAUUGGCUACAGUCUACCAAGGAGAUGUGAAAAUGGAACGUAUCAAGAUAACACUGGAAUGACGUCAUGCAAGGCAUGUUUAGCUGGGUACUAUUGCGAUAAUACUGUCACUGCAGUGACCACACUGACCGGUAGGGAAUGCCCACCCGGAUCUUACUGUCCAACUAGAACGCGGUAUGCGAGAGAGUUUGGAUGCCAACCUGGUACUUGGUCCAACCGGACUGGAUUAGUCAAUCCAUCACAAUGCGAUGCUUGUCCACCAAGGUAUUUUUGCCAGCAACGAGGCCUAAGCAAUCCAGAAGGCCUUUGCUUGCCAGGUUUCUUCUGCAACGGCUCGGCAAGCAGGCCCGACCCACCGGCGAAUCGUUGUCCCCUUGGUCACUACUGCGUAGAAGGAACCUACCUGCCGCAGCCGUGCCCACGUGGCUACUUUGCAAAUCGAACUGGUUCUGCAAAUCUUUCUGACUGCACACCUUGCAGUCCUGGUAAAUGGUGUGACCCCAACGCAGGAGCUGGGGUGACUGAACAAACAUGUGAUCCAGGAUUCAUCUGUGUUCUUGGUGCAACUACUCCAAAACCAACCAAUCUGACUGGAGGUGGCUAUGUUUGUCCCGUCGGGCAUUACUGUACUGCCGGAGCUUUGAGAGAAAAACCAUGUGAUCCAGGAACGUAUAGUCCUACACCUGGUUUAGGCUCCUGUCUUGCAUGCAGAGAGGGCUUCGCAUGUCCUGGCUUUGCGACUGUUUAUCCUAAGACUUGCCCUGUUGGUCAUUAUUGUGGCAAUGGAACAUCGACUACAUCAGGAACUGCUUGCCCCAAGGGUACCUUUCAGCCGAAGCUCAAUAGAUCUAGACUAUCUGAUUGUCUUCUAUGCCCUCCGGGUAAGUUUUGCAAUGAUACUGGGCUUGCCGCGCCUGCAGGGGAAUGUCAUGCUGGUUUCUUAUGCUCGCUAGGCCAGACUGUACCAAAUCCAGCUUCAGGACAAUGUCCAACCGGUCACUACUGCGAAAUAGGUUCUUUGAAUGCCACCUUGUGUCCUGCUGGUACAGUUAGAAAGACCGUUGGGGGUGCGUCAAGAAAUGAUUGUGCACCUUGUGAUCCAGGCCACUUUUGUGAAACACCGGGACUCAAACAACCAUCUGGAAAAUGCUUCCAAGGAUUUUACUGCCCCGAGUCUAUCGAGAUCAAAUUUGCAAAUCCAACAAGCUACCCGUGUCCUAGAGGUUUUUACUGUGGAAGCGGCACUUCUGUGCCCAAAGGGUGUCCUCCAGGGACAUACCAACCCUCAGAGGGAUCUUGGGAAUGUCUCGAUUGCCCAUCUGGUAAGUUUUGCAGAGGUAACACCUCAAUGCCAGAGCCUUGUCCACCACAUACUUUCUGCCUUAAUAAGACAAUUGUUCCAGAGUUUUGUCCAAAUGGAACGUUCACAUAUGCUAAUGAAACCGGACUCUACUCACCAGCACAGUGUAGAUCUUGCAUACCUGGUCAUUACUGCCAACGCGGAAUAAUCGCAGGUCUUUGCAGCGGUGGUUAUAUCUGCAGACGCGGCAGUCCCGACCCUUGGCCUACUGAUCCAAAAAUUGGUGAAAUUUGCCCCAUUGGAUUCUACUGUCCUCCAGGGGCUAUAGACAAAAUCAAAUGCCCUAGGGGCCUUGUCAUAACUACAAAGGGUAGAGCUAAUAUAUCUGAUUGCCAACGAUGUGCGCCUGGUUUUAUAUGUACGGAUGAUAAUACGGUUCCUAUGCCAUGUGGACGCGGCUUCUAUUGCCCAUAUAACAUGGACAGAAUGCCAUGUCGAAUUGGAACAUACAACAAUUAUUCUUUUGCUGAAGAUGAGUCGUUCUGUAAAACAUGUCCUGCUGGAUACUGGUGCAGACUAAAUGGAACUGCUGACUAUUCCCAGAACCAUUGCCCUGUUGGUCACUACUGCGAGGAAGGUGUCUUGGUUCCUGAACCAUGCCCAGCAGGCACCUACCGCAAUGAAACACAAGGCCGUAACAUAAACGAUUGCUUUACCUGCCCACCUGGAAACUACUGCCCCUUGAACGGUUCUACUUUCUACAUCCCUUGUUCAAAUGGCUCCUUCUGCUUUAAUGGCACUGCACAACCAAGACCAUGUGCUGCUGGAUUCUAUUGUCCAGAGGCUAAAUUACAGCUCCCCUGUGCGCCAGGUUUUUACUGUCCGGAAAGAUCAGAAAAGGCAAUACCUUGUCCGAAAGGUCAUUAUUGUGAAGGAGGAAAUACCUGCAACGUCACCCGGGCCGGCACAGUUUUACCAAAGAUUUGUCCAGCAGGAUACAGAGAAAAAGAUGGAGCUCUGCGGCAUACGUUUUCAGACACAUGUGAGGUCUGCAAACCGGGAUUUUUUGGUAAUAUGUCAGAUAGAGCAGAAUGUCAAAGAUGCAGAGCUGGCGUUAUUUGUCUCCAAGGAGCAACCACUGAUUAUCCGUUAGCUAACGAUACGGUGCAUGGAGUUAAAAGAACCAAAUCGUACCCAUGUCCACCUGGGUACUACUGUCCAUCCGGCACUGUUUUACCGACGCCAUGUCCCAACGGCACAUAUAGCAGCGAAAAGUAUGCUGGUGAUCUUUCUAAAUGCUUGCCAUGUGCAGUGAACCAUUAUAAUCAUCUGACGGGACAGGUUGCAUGUUUCCAUUGCGGAGGACAAGCUAAACAGCCCUAUAGAGGUCAACAAAAGUGUCGCUGUAAUGGGCUGCAUCGAGUUUUUAUGCCAAGUGAUAAGACAUGCGAGUGCGAAAAAGGCUACCAGGUAUUAUCCGGCAGGAAACAGGAUUGUGUCCGGAAGUUUUAUCCACUUUGUCCGGAAAGAACCAGUAGAACACAAGAUGGCCAGUGUUUCACGGAGCAACAAUGGGAGCAACAUUGCAAAGCAAAGGUUUGCAAAACGUCGGAGUAUCUUGGAUAUGAUCGUCAGCUUGGCAUGUGCAAAUGCGUGGUGGAGGACCUCGACCAAGUUUGCGGGAAAAGUUGUCGUGUGAAUAACAAGAAACGUCUCCAGUAUGUAUGCUCAUCUCCUCCAAAGCUACGAAUCACUGGCGCUGGAAAUUCAAUUAUCAAGGAAUACACCUAUAGCCAAAUUUCAGCUGUUCCUAGUUUGAAGGAUAGUUUCAGCGUUGAUAAAUGCGAAAAGAUUGACGACAAGGCUUACCCGUGCUACUUCGUUCAGUUGACUGCUAACGGAUUCGAAGGUGUGUACGAUCCUCCAGCAGCCAUUUUGGAAGCCCUGUUAAACUUCAAUGCGGAAGCACCACAAACAACCGCUCCAUCGCGUCGACGAAGGGCAAUUUCCACCACAGUUGCACCUGCCAGCACGAAUUUAACUGGUGUGACCAAUCCGACUGUCUGUCUUCUGCAUGGUGAACCUAUGCUGUUUGGUGUUAACAACAAUUAUUUCCCAGAGUACGAUGAGGGUAAUCUGUACAAUACUAACCCGAACUUUGAUUUUGGAGCCUUUAAGGACAUGGCCGAGAAACAUCGACUCAUGAAGACCAAUUCGACUCUGUUCUCCUUCAAAUUCAGUGAAGCUGGAGUUUAUGUUUUCAUGCUUAGCUCAAAUUCCGACAGCAAAAUGUUCAUUCGCGUGAUGGCGAAGGGAGCCCAGUGCGCCGAAGACGGUCCGUUCUUUCCGACCACUCCACGACUCAUCAUCCAAAACGGGAUUGCCAUCGACAGCAACAUCCUUAUCACACCUGAUUGGCUUUACAUCGGACUAAUGCUUGGCAGUUUCUUCCUUCUUGUGAUUGUACUUGCAAUUGCAUUGAUGAUAUUCCGCAAGCAUGGCUGGAGGAAAAUCAUGUACUUGAACCCUCGCUACCGGUCGAAAGCUGCAGCCUACGAUUUCGAUAAAUACUCCUCAAAAGGCUCUGCAGUUCACCCCGUCAAAAAGAUGAAUAUUCACAAUCAAAUCCUGGGAGCUUACGAGCAGGCACCCCCGGCUAUCACUAGUGCUGCAGAAGGAACUUCAGCUGGCCAAGUUGUUGCCGUGGAUGAUGUCCAAAUAAAAGGUGACGAAUUCUGGGAUUACAACCAACAAGUUGAUUUAGAAGCUUUCAGCACAAAAGAUUUCUACUCAACUCUUUCCAAACAGUCAAGUGACGUUACAUCAGCUCUGGCCAAGCAAAAAGACCAGGUCAAGCAGCUUUACCAAAAGAUUCAGAGCCAAGCCGAAUCCCUUAAGGGAUUAUGGGUAGCAAAGCUGAACUUGAAAGGAAGGUCUGCCUUAGCAACACAAGAGGAUUUGCAGGAGUUUGAGCGAAAACGGGAAGAGCUUGAAAGAGAAUUAGAACGCCGAAAAGAAGUUGGUUCCUCAUUCCUUGAAAUGUUGGAUAAGCAAGGAGACGUUUUUGAUAAAGAUAACAAAGCUCGUGAAGCUCACCAAGUGGCAUUUAUGUCACAGCUGAGAGAGGCUGUCAGAAUUCUAAAAGAUUACGCACAUAGCAGAGGAAAAGCAGAUGAACUGGAUCCAGAACACGAAUUCGAUGAAAACCUCCAGCAUAGGGUCGGUGCGAGAGUGCAAGCUUUGAUUGAAAGAUUGUCUGUCGAGCUAACAAGUGAAGCCAGAAGACGUGGAUGCUGGGGCCUACUUGGUCAGUGUACCGGCGCCAUGAUUGUUGAUCAAAACGAGGAGCCUGUACUGCGAGAGAGGCUCUUCAACGCUGAUGGUAGUGUAAAAGACGAGAACCUUGUAUUCCUUGACCCUAAAACAGGAUUGAUAAUGCCCAACUCGUUGGAAUUAUUCCUCUGGCUGCCUGACGCUAAAAGAGGCGGUGAUACAUGCAAAGUUGAGAUACCUCCUGGUUUCUUCAUUCAUCCAGUUACAGCAAGAGCAAUGCCAAUUGAAGGAAACGUUGCUUACGAUCCAGUGUCAUCGCGCCUCAUACUCACCACCGACAGUGCCAAUGGCGAGGCUACGAACUCUUCAGAGCCACUUAUACCGUACGUACCAUACCCUAUCAACCCCCAUACGGGGCAACCUGUUGAAUGCCAUCUGUCUCCGCUUGACAAAAGAGGCGAUAUGCGACUAAAUGGCUCAAUGUCAGAUCCGACUAAAGGACUGCCAGUGCCAAUACUUGGAAUGACGAUACACCCUGUCACAGGUAAUGCAUUCCCUGUUGGUGGCUGCCACGAGGACCCUGUCACUGGCCUGCCUGUUGCCAUUGAACUUGGCUCUAUGAUGCUUGACAAAAUUACUGAAAAGCCUGUACCCAUCAUUGCCGUCACAAUAGAUCCGUUCUUGGGAACAGUGAUCCCUGUAGGUGGAACAGUGCUGGAAGACCAAGAGUCUCCAAUAGCCAUACCCGUGUUGCUUUAUGACAGCUUUGUUGAAGCUUCCUCUGAGCAAGAGCUCAAAGUUACUAGUGCAAGAUUCAUUGAUGUUGAAGAAGGAUGUGUAGAAAGGUUUGCUGGAGGAUUCAGAGCACUGACAGACGUGAAUGAGUUGUUUCAUGAGUCAAAGGUACUUGAUGCUCUGCGUGACUUGAAUGAUGGCCUGACAGGAACAGAGCAUACUUCUGGAAGGCACGAAGAGAAUGUUCUUGAAACCUGCUCGAAAGACCUUGGCAAGGCAAGGAACCGCAUGAAAACGCUGCAAAUAAGAGAUCGUCUUGAUCUAGCAAGAAGGCAGGAAAGAGCAACUGUUCUUGAAGAAAAUGGGGGAUCCCCUGGAAUGUAUGAAUAUGUCACAACGGGACAGUUGCUGCCAAUUCUCGUUGGAACCUCAAUGAAAGAUCCUUUCGGAUCUGGGCUUGAUGUGCCAAUUCUGGGAGUAGAGAAAGACAAAAGUGGAGAAGGCAUAAUACCGCUUGGCGGGUCAGUUGAGGAUCCUUAUGGUGAAGGGUUGGUUGCUAUCCAGCUUGGUGAGAAAAUUGUUGAUCCAGUUAUGGGCAAGUUGUCGACCGUUGUUGCUGCAAGAUACAACCAUGAGUUAGGGGCUACGGAGCCAGUGACAUCACUUUCAAGUCAAAAUCAACGCAAGAAGAAACCACCACAUGGAUCUCUUCAAAUGCUUGAGGAAGAAUUGGUUGGCCGCAGAAGUUACUGGAGAAGACAGCGUCAUAGAGAGGAUGAGCUGACAUCUGUCGAGACUCAGCUUGUAAAACAAAUGCUAGAGGACGAGAAUGUCACUGCACAGAUAGUCAUUGAGAAACAGGAGAUGAUAAAUGAGAGUAUUUCCUCUAUUGUCGAAGCUUGCAACCGCGAAUUGCAGAGAAGAGGCGAAGCUGCCAUUGAGCAUGCUUCUGGGUUACCACCAGAUGUUGUUGCUGUGUUGACGCAGUUUGAUGCGGAAGAGCGAGAAAGAGAAGAGCAACAUAAACAAUCGCAUUUCAAGUUUAGGGAAUGCGUUGAAAGAUUCUUUAACAAAUUGCAAACGGAGGAGAAUAAGUAUAAGACAAGGAUGGAAGAACUUGAGGGCGCCAUGAAUCCUGAUGCAGAAGAGACAAUAGCUGAAAGAUACAGGAAUGCGAAAUCACGACUGAGAAAUGAUCUUAAAGAUCAGCUACAAACGAGGAUGGAAACCCUUGAUGAACAGCACGAAUCGCUCGAGUAUACAAGGGAACUGGUUGAUCUCAGUGGAACUGAAGCAAAGGGUUUGCUGACGUCAUCUGUCUACCACGCUGGCGAUUACGAUGCAAAUUUGCCUGGUUCUUAUGGUGAUAACAUUGCCACUUCAGAAUCAAGUCGUGAAUUGAUUGCUUUGCUGCAGAAACUUAUUAAAGUCAUAAGUGAAAACGGGCCUUUAAGUGCUGUAGAACUGGCACCUCUGAUUGGUGGCACUACUCUUGGGGUGAUUGGUGAAGCAAGUGGUGCUAGACCUAUGCCUGUUGGUGCAGAAAGGCAGUAUGCUGGUGCAAACAUUACGACAGGCAAAACAUACAGCAUCACUGAAACAUCUAUAAUAAAUGCAGAAGGUAGAAUAACGCGGGAAACCGCGUUAGGCCGAGCUCAUGAUCGCCUUGGAGUGCCAGAGCGAACAAAAGAGUCAUUCAAUGCUGACGAGAUCUUAUCUAGAAUUGAGGUUUCGAAGCUUGGUGAGGCAACUGCAAGCCACCAAGUUGAUAUAAGGGAUGUCAUUGCAUCAGGGGAAUUGACGGAAGAGAAGCGCAAGGAGAUCAUGAAGGCAAUAGUUGAAAAGCAUAUGAUGGAGUCAGCGAAGCUUGAAAGUGGCCUGCGCCAGGCGGAAAUUAAGGAGAUUAAUGAAGUUUUGGAAGAUAUUCAAAGCAAAAAGGAAAAGGUUGCUGCUAGACUGAAGGACGAGUUGAAAGAGAAACUGCGUUCAGCCUCGGAGGAGGAAAGGGAAGACAUUAUCUUAGAAUAUGCUAAGAAAUUGCAAGAUGAAACGAAUGCAAUACAUAAUGAAAAACAACGAAGGCUCAAGGACAAAAGGGCGAAGCUUAAACAAGAGCGAAUGAACAAAAGGCGUGAAUUAAUGAGAAAACAUAUGGAAGAAGCCAGAGCUGCCGGCGUUGCUGACAUUAUUGAUCUUGAAUUGCCAAGUGAAGAUGAGCUUGAAAGAGAGUUGAUGCAUCUCGAGAGAGAACAAGAGAAGCUAAUCGCAGAGCUGAGGAAGGCCUACCAAGAUGACAUGGAGGCUGAGAGCAGUGAGCGAAGGGCUGCUCUCAACGAAGAAAUGGAGAGAAAAGCGAGAGAACUGAAUAUUUUGAACAACCCCAAGGCUGAAGAGCAGCUGAAUGAUCUCAGAAACAACCAAGGAAAGAAACAACAGAGUUUGAAAGAUAAACUACGUGAAAGGAAGGAAAGGCGAAAGCAUAGAAGUGCAGAUCUAGCAAAUAUGACAGAGGAGGAAAAGGCUGAGUUUUUUGCAACCGCAGCUGCGGAGGAGGAUGUAGACAACACAAUGGCUGACAACACCAUUAUGUCAGCAAUUUUGGAAAUUGAUAAUGAAGAGAAGAAGAAAUUAGUUUCAAGCAUUGUAAGAGAGAAAUCUGAAAUGAGUGAUGACGAAAAAAGAGAAAUGGUAGAGAAGUUUCUUGCAGAUGCCAGUGAAAUGGAAGAGAAGUUCAAGAAUCAACAGGAGUACAGUGAGGCUGUUGUUGCUGCGAAAUUAGCCGCCAGAAAGAGGCUACGUGAUCAGAAGCUGAAAGAGGCCGCUUUGAAGAAAGAAUUGGAUGCACUCUCUGCAAAACAGGCCGAGUUAAUGGGUGGCACAGAUAGCUCCAGCAUGAAGGAGAUUGCCUCUUCUUCAGUUAGUGAAGAGCAAAAGAGACAGCAAGAAGAACUGCUUGAAAAGCAAGAGGAGAAGCAGGUAAAGAUGGAUUUGAGCCACGCAGCGGAUGUCAACAAAAUGAAAGAGGAAUUGGACGACGACGCGAAAAUGGCACAGGGCUCUAUUGUUUCGCAAAUGGAUGAGCAGAAAACCAAGGCUUUGGAGGAGAGGCGUGCAAAAUUCGAGAAAGAACUCGAACAGCGCAAGAAAGAUCUGUCGGAGGAGCAGCUGAAUGCAUUGAUGAGUGAACACCAACAACAAAUUGACUUGCUCGAGAGGAAUAUGGACUCAGAGAAAAGCAGGCAGAUUUCGACAUUGCAGGAUAGGAUUGCAGAAAGGAAGCGAAAGAGGGCCGCUGCCUUGGCCAUGAAACAUGAGGCAGAAAUGGCAAAGGAAAUGAUGAAACAGCAGCAGGAAAGAAGCAAACUACAGAAUGACCAGCUGCGAGAAGUUCAGAAUGAAAAGCUUGCUCAGCACGUUGCUGGAGGUGAUCCUAAGGACGCUGAAAAUCUUAUUUACAAAGUCCUUGAGCAACGGCACAUGCGUGAGCGGGCAGAACAAGAGGAGCAGUUCGCUAGGGAAAAGGAGAUUGCUCGCAUCGAGUUACGUGCUGCUAUGGAGGAGAAUAGGCAAGCCGAGAGAGAAGAGCUUGUCGCCAAGCAAGAGAAGGAAUUUAUGGAUUUAAUUGCUGAAGCUGGAUCUUUGAGCAGUACAGAUUUAUCUCAGCGGAAAGCGGAGCUUAAACUGAAGCAUAAGAAACAACUCGCUGAAUUCGACAAAGAGUCUGAAGAGAAGUUAAGAGAAACGGAGACAGAGCCCCUUUCUUCCCUUGAGAUAAGACAUGCACAUGCGCGGUUGGAGUUGCGCGAGAAGCAGAUGACGGAGCUUGCUGGAUCAAUGCAGGACCUUACUUCAGAAGAGGAGCUUGUUGAACAGUAUAAUGAGCAGGCGGAGAAGGCAGCCGAAGCUGCGAAGGCGUACCGUGAAAAUGCUUCCUUUGAAAUCGCCUCUAAAAUUGACGAUAUGAAAAAGAAUAUGAGACUUCAAAAUGAAGAAGAAAAGAAACGAAUGGAGGCUGAGCUCAGGAAACUAGAACAAGAGCUUGAAGAUGAACGCGAGAAAGAAAUUUUGAAGGCCGCUGACAAGGAAGCUGAAAAAGAGGCUUCAAAUAAGCGAAAAGAACAAGCGGAGAAACUGGAACAAGCUCAGAAAGAGGUUGAUGAGUCUGAAAAGGAGAAAUUGAUGAAGGAACAUCUCGAGAAUAUGUCGAAAUUUGAAGAAAAUUUGAAGAAAGAACAGGCAAGAACAAAAGAGGCAUUGCGUCAGAAACUUGAGGAAAGAAGACGAAAGAGAAAGCAGUCUGAAGGUGCUAAGUCUCAAGAAGCCUUGAGUGGAGAGGAAUCAUUUAGUGCAACUGGCACACCACAGAAGAUCGCUGCUUUGCAAGACAGUUCAAGGAGCAUAUCACAAACGCCCGUAAAAUCAGCGACAGGUCCAUUAACACAGAGAAUGGAAAGUGGGGAAUAUCCCGUAGUAACUGCAGGCUUGCCGGAAGGAAUGACUGAGCAAGAUUGGCUGAGCAUGCUUUUGGGAUCGCCCCUCUUCGAGACUGUCAACAAGAUUGAAGACAUGGUCAAGAAUGGCACCGGCGAUGCAGGCAUUGCUGGAGCAAAAGGAGGACGACCAUAUAUUGACAUCAAGGACGCACAAUGGAUGUGCAAGGGAGAGCUAAUUCCAGUUGACAUAAACGAACUCAGUCCAACACACUUUGUCGUCUACCGAUUCGGUGUCUUCGUCACCCAGCUUUUGCAGCAGCACUUGGAUAUCCCAGAGGUCACCUUGCUAUUGGCAUCCAGCUUGCCACCAAAUAAUUAUGCCAACAAUGCAUUUAGAAACUCAUUCUUCUUUGAGCGUUCGAGAAGAAUUUUAUUUAUCAGGCAAGAAAGGAUGGAAAGUGUGGGUGACUUUAUCGUUGUUGUUUUGCAUUGCAUGGCACAUGUCAAAAUAGACAACCUCACUGAUGACAACAACCCACUCUUCUUGAGAGAAUUCUACAAGGCGCUAAGAAUCUGCUGCCAAGACAUGUUUUUCGGCCGGUCAAGAUCGUCGCCAACGGUCAAUGCUUUGACUGGCGCAAGGCAGGGCGCUGACAACGUCACUUUACAGAACCCUCUGCAAAAUGCAUUCAGACACACAAAAACAACUCGACACAGGCUUAAUGUCGUUGAAGAACUAUUUAAUGUCAAGGUUAACCAGCCUCUGGAGAAAGACAUUUCGAAUGAGGCUGUCAUUCAGCGGAUUUCAAAGAGCAAUAAAUUCAUUGACAAUGGAAAGCUACGAGCGUACCUGCGAAGCGUUGCUGGUAUAGGAGCUACGGAGGAGGAAGAUAAAUUCGCCCAGAAGCGGCUAAAGGAGCUCAGUGGGCCCUCGCUGCAGCCUGCCCCCAAACAACCGGUUCGACGAGUUUCAUCUUUAAAACCAACACUAAUGACGCCCACAGAGCUUCUAGAUAUUCAAAUAUCAGAGCUCGAAGGCCGAGUCGAUAACUUGAAUGCUGAGCUGACAACAGUGAUGAAAACAAGGUCAGAUUUAGCAUUGAAUAUUGAGAAACUCAAAGAGAAAAAUGUUGGUAUGGAGUUGAUUGAACGAAGACAACAACAACUGAAUGACACACAGUUGCAGAAGGAUAAUCUAAUGAAGAAACUGAAGUCUUUAGAGGCGCAAAUCGCUCGUAAGCGAAGAGAGAAAGGGGUUUAAUUUAUAAGUAAAAGUUUUUUGUUUUAGCGAAUGUGUGUUUUGAGCUGAGCACCAAGUGAGAAAGUAUUGUAAUUGUGCACCAAGUGAUUUGUUGAUUUUACACAGUGAUUUAGUAUGAUUAAUCAUUUUAAUGAUCGACCAUGUGCUGGUUCUGUUGGGUUAUUGAUUUUAGCCAAAACGUUUCCUUACAGCUUCCAAUUGCCCAUUCACGUUUCCAUGCAUUUCUCUCAUCCAUUUUCAUUCAUUUUAUGUAAAUAUCUGCAAGCUUUCAUUUUGAUGAAUUUAAAUCCACAAUUUAACAAAACUGACAACGGUGAAGAAUAAAACGGCAAAGUGCCUUAUAUUGAACUCUAAAAGGACUAAAUUUACGCCUAUCCUAAAUUUUUUUGGUCAGCAAGUUUUAAAUCUUUAACCCAACCUGAACAUUUUCACGGUACAUAUGUAAAUAUUCUCAGGAUGGAUGUAAAAUUUGCAGCUUAACCGACCGGGAUAUUUUUAUAGCUAUAAAUAAUCAUUCUUUCGUGUUUGCAAGAUCGAUGUAAUGUAGUUUUGUAAUUAUGUUAUAAACACGUUUACAUAGUUGGUACUAUUUAUUUUUAAAUUUAUAUGUUGCAUUAAAGGCAUAAGUUAAUAA
Molecule: messenger RNA, 26508 nt
Organism: Rhopilema esculentum
Lineage: Eukaryota; Metazoa; Cnidaria; Scyphozoa; Rhizostomeae; Rhizostomatidae
Cellular component (GO): extracellular region
Molecular function (GO): chitin binding
Source: RefSeq, a predicted model, not a curated record